Notechis scutatus (mainland tiger snake) is the source of this 2116-nucleotide messenger RNA. It is a transcript of the gene METTL16, whose product is annotated as methyltransferase 16, RNA N6-adenosine. The record is from RefSeq and is a predicted model, not a curated record. Gene Ontology annotation, molecular function: 23S rRNA (adenine(1618)-N(6))-methyltransferase activity. NCBI's taxonomy places the organism in Eukaryota, Metazoa, Chordata, Lepidosauria, Squamata, Elapidae. Gene Ontology annotation, biological process: rRNA base methylation. Gene Ontology annotation, cellular component: nucleus.
CUCGGCGCACUUCCGGUGUGCGCGAGGAGGAGUGUUCCGCAGUUUGCACCAAAGAGACUUGAACGUAGGUAUUGGCCGGCCCUCCAGAUGGCCCUCAACAAAUCUAUGCAUGAGAGGAAUAGGUACAAGAACAAACCUCCCGACUUCGCUUUUCUGGCAUCCAAGUAUCCAGAAUUUAACCAGCACGUGCAAAUUAAUUUGUCAGGAAGAAUGAGUUUAAAUUUCAAGGAUCCACAAGCAGUAAGAGCACUAACAUGUACGCUGCUGAAAGAAGAUUUUGGACUUCAGAUAGAUAUACCAUUAGAAAGGCUUAUUCCAACUGUUCCCCUGAGACUGAAUUAUAUCCACUGGGUUGAAGAUCUAAUUGCUCAGCAAGAUACUGCUACUAAAGGUUCUGUUACAUGGGGAAUAGACAUAGGUACUGGUGCAUCCUGUAUUUACCCAUUACUUGGUGCAACUUUGAAUGGAUGGUAUUUUAUUGCAACAGAAGUGGAUGAUAUAUGUUUCAGCUAUGCCAAGAAAAAUGUAGAGCAAAAUAACUUAUCUGAUCUUAUAAAAGUGGUUAAAGUACCACAAAAAACACUACUACUGGAUGCGUUAGAAGAAGAGUGUGAAGUUAUUUAUGAUUUCUGUAUGUGCAAUCCUCCAUUUUUUGCCAACCAACUAGAAGCAAAGGGAGUAAAUUCUCGUAAUCCUAGAAGGCCACCUCCUAGUUCAGUCAAUACAGGAGGCAUAACUGAGAUCAUGGCUGAAGGAGGAGAGCUAGAAUUUGUCAAGAGAAUCAUUCAUGAUAGCUUGCAACUUAAAAAAAGAUUACGGUGGUAUAGUUGUAUGUUGGGAAAGAAAUGCAGUUUGGCACCAUUGAAAGAAGAACUACGAAUCCAUAGAGUUCCUAAAGUCACCCACACUGAAUUCUGCCAAGGUCGUACUAUGCGGUGGGCCCUGGCUUGGAGCUUUUAUGAAAAUGUCAAAGUUCCAUCACCUCCUUCUAAGAAAAGGAAACUAGAAAAACCUCGGAAACCAAUCAUAUUUCUUGUCUUGGCAUCUACUGUCAAAGAGUUAGGUAUGAAAGCUUCAUCUGUAGGAAUCAAUGCUGUUGAAGGAUUAGAAGUUGUUGCAGCAUGGAUUAGAAAACUCCUCACUGACCUGAAGGUCCAGCAUAAAACACUUCCGUGUGGAAAAGAUGAGGUCAGCUUAUUUCUAACAGCUGUGGAAAAUUCCUGGAUACAUUUAAGGAGAAAAAAGAGGGACAGAGUCCGGCAACUGCGUGAACUUCCUCGGGCAUCUGAAGAUUUCCUGCAAUCAGCAGAAGAAAAGGAUCAGAAAACAUCCAGUAACAUCUCUGAGUGUGAAGGAAAUGCAAAUGAAUCUACUGAAAAAUCAUCUGAGGUACUUUGUCUUGAUGUUGAGUCACCAGAAGGUAAUGGACUCAAUAAUAUACCUGCAAUUCAGGAGGAAAAUGUCCAGGGAUCCACCGAGGAAAACAGCAGUGCAGAGGAACCAUCCCUUAUUUCAGAAUCCAAAGAUAUUUCCAGUAAUCAAAAUGAAGGGACCAUGACCUUUGCUUCUGAAAUUCUGACUCUUGAAACUGGACAGAACGAUACAGGAGAAUGGUUCCUAUUCAAAUGUAUGUUAAUUGUGAAGAAAGAAGGUCCUGAUAUUUUAGUAGAAAUGCACUGGAUUGCUGGACAGAACAGAGACUUAAUGAAUCAACUGUGCACUUACCUAAAGAAUCAGAUGUUUCGUUUGAUCACAACUUAGACAUAUGGAUGUAUGGGAGAAUUAUCCUUUGUAAUAUUGCUUUUGUAUUUAAUAGCAUUCACAAUGGCACCUCUUAUAGGUAAUAGGUCCUAAAAACUUCUGAAAUUUGAGGUGUUUAUGAUUAGUUUAAAAAAAAUGCUUACUUUCCACUGGAAUAAUUCAGAUGUAUGUUAUAAUUGUACUUUUCUUACUGAUUUCAGUGAGUCAUAAAUGUAACAAGCUUAAUCGGAAUCAUUUCUCCUGUAAUCAUUACCUUUGUGUAAUGUAUUUGAGUUAAUAUUUUUGUUUCACUUUACAUGUUGAAAGAGUACACUGUAAUUGAAUUAAAAAUAUCAUAAAAAUUAUUGUCAGCUUU